This is a messenger RNA of Dacryopinax primogenitus, 1212 nucleotides long. RefSeq lists its product as uncharacterized. The transcript has 4 exons. The annotation marks the transcript as partial. Lineage: Eukaryota; Fungi; Basidiomycota; Dacrymycetes; Dacrymycetales; Dacrymycetaceae. The record is from RefSeq and is a predicted model, not a curated record.
CAAGCCGCCGUUCUCGCAGAGGAUACUGUCCGAACAACGUUUACCACAUCCCGGCGCACGACCCGAACUAGACAUCGCGGUCUUUCGUAAAGUUGCUGCGGGACAGCGUCCCCCUCGCCAAACACGAUCGCGGUCUGUUCGUGAAUGCCAAAGAGCUGCCAAGGUUGAUUCGAAGCAGUCUCAGCAACUCGAACAUGAUAUACAUCGCCUUUAUACAUGCACGUGAGGAUUCAGCGAUGUGUUUGGUGAUCGAGCGAUGUGUUUGGUAGGUGUGAGAGAAAUAUCUUUCGUUGGGAGAUCACACUGGCAAGUGUGUAAAGCUGCGUGCAAUUCCCUCGUAUGCCCCUCGCCCUCCUUCUCCUUCUCGCUCCUCGUCCCCUCCCUGGCUCUCCCCUCACUUCCCCUUCUCUCCCCUUAGCCUUCCUUCCCUUGCCCUGCGUGCCUACACCAUCCGAGCCCAAUUCAAACCGAAACUCGAGCCGAAUACGGCCGUCGAAUCCAAGGGAGGUGGUAAGUGCAGAGCGAAAAGAGGAAAUUGAAGGCUACCCGAUGUCACAGUAAAGCACUGAGGUGGCAUGACAUGUAGCCCUUUUCACUUGCGUGAGUCUAGAAUAUUUGGCGCCUAAUUUGCAAACGACAUUUGCAAUAAAUUGAUCUUGCCAACACAAGAAUCAUUACCGUACAAGGUCAACCACAGCCAACCUCGUCUGUUCUUCCUCCCUCUUCAAUGAUGGAGAAUAGAGUUGAGUAGUGGCAGCCGACAGCAUAAUAUGAGGACAUCUCUACCUCCUGCUACCAGACACAGACAUCGAUUUAUUCAUCUAAAACGUCUCGAUCCUCUCGCUCCACCCUCGCCUCUCCGCCGCGGCGGUGCCUUUGUACCCUUCCUCCCUUCCGUCUUUGCACGAUAGCCCAAGCCGGCCGUGAGGCAGACACUAGGAACUCCUGAGGAAUCACCCUGCCGUCCCACAUGGCCUUCGUCUCCUAACAUCACUAACAAACAACGACUUCACAGGGAGGAUACUCUCGACGUUAAGAGGGAGGAGGAUCACGGCAUAUCAGUGUGAGAGGGACAAGAUAAGAGCAAUCAUGUACCCAUCUCCAAUUCAUAAUACCGUGGCAAUGGUGGAGAGUUGGAAGCAUUGAGAACGGUUUUCGAUAUCGAAAGUGACCACGCGCUUACUGGGACAAUAUGUCGGAAUACAGCGGAAA